Molecule: messenger RNA, 1287 nt
Organism: Talaromyces rugulosus
Lineage: Eukaryota; Fungi; Ascomycota; Eurotiomycetes; Eurotiales; Trichocomaceae
Exons: 2
Coding region: 1-1287 (428 amino acids)
Source: RefSeq, a predicted model, not a curated record
AUGUCGGGGCCGCCCUCACCAAUGUCUCCCAGACACCGCCGGAAUCGUUCGAGCCUGGACAUGUCACCGAGUAUCAACAGAAUGAGUGAGAACGGUUAUUUCUACCCGCAGACGCCUCAGUCCCCCCGCCCACUAUCGCCAGAGACUCCCCGACAGCGGAAUUCUCAGAUUUUGAGCGGUGACCGACGCAUGUCCGAGGAUUACAUGGGAACGGUUGAUUCGGGUGGUGGUUUGGGGAAUUUGGCAGACGAACUCGCCGAUGCUUGGGGUGAUGGAGAAGGCUACGAGGAUGCUUCUGGGUUCGAGGCCAACGGCCAAGCCGAGAAUAUGGAAGACUUUCAUAAAGAUGAGGAUACAUCAGGACAAGGCACGCCUCGCGAACCGAUGUCCCCAGAUCAAGGAAAUGGCCUACAACCGCCCCGAGCACGAGCAAGACAGACUCAGAGCCGCCAUCGACGUAACGAAUCCCAGUACGAUGGAUCUGACUAUGGGAAUGACUCGGAUUUCGACGAACUAGGCGAACUUUCGCCAAAUCUGGAGAGGCGAAUGGCAGACAUUGAGAGCCUAGCUCGGCGAGGAAUCGAAGAGAAUGGCAGUUCAACAGAUCAGAUCAUCAACCGUUUCAUUGAAAGCCUUCGGGAUCUUGGUGCGCAAAGUGCCAUCGAGAAUGGUGCUGCAAGGCUUAUUACUGCUCACACUUCCAUCACCUCGCAUCUCACACACCAGACCCGAGCACUGCAGACGUUAAUCCACCCUCUUCUUUUCUCCCCUUUCCCGCUACUUUCUACCGAAUCCAUUGACGAACUCAUCCCACUGAUCGACGACGGACUUAUUCCGAACCUACCUGUACCUUUCCAACCACCGACACAUGGUUCACUUAGACCAGACUCUCCUUCCUCAACAAAAUCCACGCAAAGCCAACUCGCAGCUGUUGAUCCGCUACUAUCGCUACAGGCUCUUCUCAGCCAAACGUCCGACCUCACGCUAACGCUUCGAACAUUAAGUGACACUUUACAUGAAUCACGGCAACUGACGUCGACGGCCUCUCGUCGACUCAGGUCCGCGCGCGAGAUUGUUGCUGAGAUCAGGCGCGAGGAAGAAGAUCGUGAAGAAGGCCACCGCUGGAUAGAAAGUGGCCAGUGGGACCGCAAAUUGAAAGAGCGCGAAGCAGGUCGAGUUUGUGGCGAUGUCGUUAGUGGCUUCGAAGCAGUAUGCGGCGAAUGGAGAAUGAAACUCUUCGGUGCUGCCGGUACUACUGCUGCUGCUACAACUGGUGCUGCCGCAUAG